AUGAAACGAAGGGCUGAAGAUAUGGCCAAGCAUUUAUCAAAGAAGAAGAAGACAAAGAAACGAAAGUUUGUUAUUCUAACAGAAUCUUCUGAAGACGAAGAAGUGAUUGAAACUCCUGAAGCUACUCCUAUCAUAGAACCUUCAUCUCCUAAGAAGACUACAGUUAUACCACUCGGAGUUUCAUCUGCUAAGUCAUUUCAUGAGGAGGCACGAACUUCAGACAUCCCUACACACAUAUCUGAUACAGAUGUAAAUGUCACUAUGGGUGAAGGAGAUUUACACAAAGAAGCCCCAAAAUCAGUUCAUGGUACUCCUGUUAUUCUUCCUAUCGAAACUAUCACUAGUACUUCUAUUUCUCUACCUCCACAUAUCAUACCCAAUACUUCAUCCACUGAUUCACCCACCUUUGAAAAUAUCAUCAAUCAACCUUUCACCACUAUUUUCUCAUCACAAUCUACUAAUCCACCACAACCCAUGGAAGAAUCUGAGAAUGAAGAGACGGAGGUUUUGGAGGAACUUUCGAAGCCUUAG
Molecule: messenger RNA, 531 nt
Organism: Lactuca saligna
Lineage: Eukaryota; Viridiplantae; Streptophyta; Magnoliopsida; Asterales; Asteraceae
Source: the annotation of a GenBank genome assembly